CACUGAUUCCGGGUCGCGGCGGACGUCGCUUCCGGAGCAGCAUGGCGGCCACUGAGGACGAGAAGCUAGCAGGGAGCGGUGAGGGAGAGCGGCUGGAUUUCUUGCGGGAUCGGCACGUGCGAUUUUUCCAGCGCUGCCUCCAGGUUUUGCCGGAGCGCUAUUCUUCACUCGAGACAAGCAGGUUGACAAUUGCAUUUUUUGCACUCUCCGGGCUGGAUAUGUUGGAUUCCUUAGAUGUGGUGAACAAAGAUGAUAUAAUAGAGUGGAUUUACUCCCUGCAGGUCCUUCCCACAGAAGACAGAUCAAAUCUAAAUCGCUGUGGUUUCCGAGGCUCUUCAUACCUGGGUAUUCCGUUCAAUCCAUCAAAGGCUCCUGGAACAGCUCAUCCUUAUGAUAGUGGCCACAUUGCAAUGACCUACACUGGCCUCUCAUGCUUAGUUAUUCUUGGAGACGACUUAAGCCGAGUAAAUAAAGAAGCUUGCUUAGCAGGCUUGAGAGCCCUUCAGCUGGAAGAUGGGAGUUUUUGUGCAGUACCUGAAGGCAGUGAAAAUGACAUGCGAUUUGUGUACUGUGCUUCCUGUAUUUGCUAUAUGCUCAACAACUGGUCAGGCAUGGAUAUGAAAAAAGCCAUCACCUAUAUUAGGAGAAGUAUGUCCUAUGACAAUGGACUGGCACAGGGAGCUGGACUUGAAUCUCAUGGAGGAUCAACUUUUUGUGGCAUUGCCUCACUAUGUCUGAUGGGUAAACUAGAAGAAGUUUUUUCAGAAAAAGAAUUGAACAGGAUAAAGAGGUGGUGUAUAAUGAGGCAACAAAAUGGUUAUCAUGGAAGACCUAAUAAGCCUGUAGACACCUGUUAUUCUUUUUGGGUGGGAGCAACUCUAAAGCUUCUAAAAAUUUUCCAAUACACUAACUUUGAGAAAAAUAGAAAUUACAUCUUAUCAACUCAAGAUCGCCUUGUAGGGGGAUUUGCCAAGUGGCCAGACAGUCAUCCAGAUGCUUUGCAUGCAUACUUUGGGAUCUGUGGCCUGUCACUAAUGGAGGAAAGUGGAAUUUGUAAAGUUCAUCCUGCUCUGAAUGUAAGCACACGGACUUCUGAACGCCUUCUAGAUCUCCAUCAAAGCUGGAAAACCAAGGACUCUAAACAAUGCUCAGAGAAUGUACAUAUCUCCACAUGACUGAUUUUAGAUUGGGAGGGUGGGGGGAUUUGUAGCAUAACUGUAGCUCAAGUUUAAAAGCCAUGUAUAACCAAGUGUGCUCUUUUUUUAAAAGGUAGAGUCUUACAAUCAAAUCUCCUGCUGAUGUCACUUUGGGAUAUGGUCUUGAGCCAGUAAUCUUUAUACUGGGUUUCAAGAAAAUCUUUGUUGAAGUUUGAACCACAACUUUGUCGUGGUUCUUAAAUGUUUAUACCGUAUUUCUAAGAAGUUGUUUGAGGCAAAUUAACUGUAUGUGUGUAGGUUAUCUUUUUAAAAACUCUUCAGUGCAAAUUGUAUCUUAUUAUGAAAAGGACAAAUUUUCAAGUUUACACUUCACAUAGCAUUGAUAAUCUUCAGGUGAACACUUAGUGAUCAUUUGAAAAGCUCACUGCUGAUGGUAGAAAAUUUGCUUUAAUGAAUUAAGUAUCUGGGAUUAUUCUUUGAAAACAGAUGACCAUAAUUUUUUUUAAAGAAGAGUGACUUAUUUUGUCUUAUUCUUAAGUAAAGUGUGCCAAUUAAACCUGUGUGGCCUAUAUAAAUGAAAUUAAUAACUUCAUAGUAAGAAUAAAUAGGUUUAACUAAUGUGAUAGUUUUCUAAAAGGAGAUUGUUUGAAGACAACUAUUAUGUAACUGAGGGAAAAGCAACUUUAUGUGAUUGUGAAUGAGAAAGUUUUGUGCUAUGUGGGUCAUUUAUUUAGACAUUGCUGUGGUGAAUACCAGUUGUGUUUGAUUUUAUUCUCAAAUCAUUAGUUGCCUUUUUUUUUUUUUUUUGCUUUCUAGGAAGAAAACAGUCUUUUUUAUCUAGAAGGAAAGAUACUUUGUGUUUUCAUUUUUAGCCAUUUGAAUUUUUUAAUUUGUUGCCCCCAGUGUGUUAGCUGCUCUAAUUUCAAACUAAUACUUUUCUAAUUUUUUUCAAAUAAGUAAAAAAUACAAAAACAGAACCAUUCAAACAGAUUCAGUGGUGUAACUCUAUACAUGGUCAUUUUUAUUCUCAUAUUUUCAGGUAAGUGAAAGGGAAAUGCGACCAUUUAGAGGGUAAGAAAUAGGGUUUUGUUUUUGUUCAUUGUUUUGUUUUAAGUCUGUGAACUAGCUAAUUGUAAAGGAGGUAGUAUAAAAACUCUUCAUUAGUAAUUAAUUUAUCAAUAACUCAUAUCCGUUACUUGCUCAGUGACAUUCAGAACUAUGAGUCUAGUACUGAAAUGGGGAGAGAAAUCUCUUCACUAAAGGAGUUGGCUUUAAGUUAGUCUUGGUGAUAAUAAAUGUUGAAAUACAAGUAUCAGUAUAAAAACUGGAUUACUGGUAUCACUGUUUAGGCAUUGUAAUAUUUUAAAUGUUAUCUUUUUUUCUAAAUCAGAGGAAAAAAAUGUUCUGAAAUAACAGUCCUUCCCAAGGGAAACACUAUGUACUUGGAGAGAUGAUUCAUUUAUUAUUGGCAUGCUUAGUUUUAAACCUGAGUUUGCCAACUGUAUGUUUUUUAAUUAGAAAUAAAAUAAAUCUUCUGAUGGUGGGGGAAAAAGUAAGCUUAAUAACAGAUGUUAUCCUUCUGUGAGUUAUUCCAGUUGCUACUAUUUAAAUCCUGGCAGAUGAAGACAUCCAUAUCUCAAACUAAGUCAUCUCUUAGACAUUGGAAGUUGAAGUAGCAUAUAUAUAAUGGCUUUAGGACUAUAUAAAAAGCCCAAAUUGUUUUUUCUAUAUCACCAAGAAAGGUUAGAAGGCAAUAAAGGUAGUAACAGUGACUGUAUUCAUAAAUGUUAGAGAAAAAUUCCAAUCUAAAAGUAUUUUAUAAGGCUAAAUAUUUUGUAACUCCUUAUAAUUUAAUACCAUAAGAUUAUAAAUUUUAGUAUGCUUCUAAUUGAUAUAUUCGUGGGAGAAUUUCUUGUGAAACUUUAUGGACUCAUAAAUGUUCACAUUCCACAGCGACUGAAUUGACCAGAAAAUAGCAGGCCAGUGUGAAUUGUGGAGAUACUAUUUCUAACUUUUCUAAAUAGUUAUUUACAAGAAAAGUAUUUAUCGAUUAAAUAAAUUAUAAGCAAUAUUUCACAUAUACACUUUAUUCCUUAGGAGGAGUCAUGUAAUGAGGGAAAAUAUGAAGUCCGAAAUCUCAAAAAGCUGUAUUUCCUACUCUAUACUUGUCUCCUUCCCGCCCCUUAAUUUUGUGGUAUUUUUUUUUUAGAAGGUAGGAGGAGGAGCUUUAUUUUGAGCAUCUGCAUACAAAUGAGAUUAAUCAGAUCAUAUGGCAUAAUUUAACCUGUUUAUCAUUUCAGUGUUUUUAGAUUUGAUCUAUAAUAUAUAUGUGUUAUUAGAUCUUUAGUUAUUUAUAUUUAAUCUAAAUUCAUAUAGAAAUCUUGCUGACAGUGAUAUAUAAUUUGAAAACUGUUGGACCUGAUCAUUUUUGAGAGACAGUUAAUGAGGAGGUGCUCUGGAAUCAGAUGACCUGGGUUUAAAUCCAAGAUUUGCCAGUUCAGCAGCAUGAUCUUGGACCUAACUCUGCCAUGGAUAAAAUAAGGAAAAUAGGUAAAACCUAACACACAGGGUUUAGGAUUAAAUGAGAUAAUACAGAUAAAGCACUUAGGAUAGUACCUGGAAUACAGCAAAUUUCAUAUUAUAGUUUCUUUAUAAUGAUCAUAAAAUUAUUUUUGUAAUUAAAACCUCUCUUCUACAACAGAAAGAGGUCUUAACAGUUUAACCUCAGGGAAAAUGAUGACAAUAGUGUUGUUUUCUAAUCUCCCCAUAAGAAUACAGAGCAACUGGGAUAGCCACAGACCCUAUUACAACGCUAGAUGACAAGGUAUCUCUAUGAACUUCAAAAUACAACUAAGUGAGGACAAACCACUGAACCACAUAGUUUCAGUAUCUGUGGGAGGAAGUAGAAGGAAGGCAGCUGGUUUCUGACAGCUCUGCAAAUUGGAGAACUACAACACUGCCCACAGUUUCUCACUACAAAGUGCCGUGGGCCAAUCUAAGAACAGACACUGAAACUGGGAAGUGACUACAGAAUCCCAUUUGCAGAUGAAUGUUAAAGCAAUAUGAUAAGGUCUGCUGACUGCAUUAGAGCAGUCUGGGUUUUACACUGUGUACCUCUUGAAGCUUAUGAGACAAAGCCCAGCACUGAGGACAAACUUCUAGAAUUAGAAUCCAAAUGGGCAGGAUGGGUAAAAUAGGACAAAAGCAAGAAGAUCUAGAUAAGUAUUGGGAAGAAAGGCCAAGAUACAGAGACAUUAUAUAUAUGUAUUUUCAUAUAUAUAUAUAUAUAUAUUCUUUUAAAUCACUGUGAAAAUGGGAGCUCUAAGGCUGUGAAGUCAUCCUAGAGCCACUCCUUCCUCCUAAAAGUACAGAAAAACUCAUUUCAGUUAAGGGGAAAAAAAGAGUAACUGAGCCAGGAUUACAGUCCAACUCCAGUCAAAGUUAGUAUAAGAAAUAAGAGAAUAAAUAGAUCAACAUCCUCACAGACAAUGAAAGCACACUGGAAGGACAUGACCACAAGACAGAUAAAAACCUAAUAUUUGCCAAAAAAUAAAAUGCAAAUAUGACAGGAAAUUUAUAGUAAUUAGUACAGUUAUCAAUAAAAGUAGGAAAAGGUAAAAACCAAAUACCAAACACUUGGAGUAAAAAGAAAAAUAAAGCAGAAGGAAGGAAUUAAUAAAAGCAAAAAAUAAUUACUAGUAGAAAACCAAAACAAUAGAGGCAAUAAUAAAUCUAAGUUGGUGAUGGGUAGUGUGGGGAGUUGAGUGAGAUAAACCACCAGCUAACCUAUUUCAGAAAAAAAGGAGGAAGCACAAAUACAAAAAUUUAAAUGACAAGGGGGAAAUAGUAAAACAGGGAAUUUGUUUAAAUUGACUAUUUUGAGCAAUUUUACACAAUAAAUUCAAAAACUAUUUUGAGAAAAAUGCAAAUUGCCAAAAUUUACUCUAGAUAGAUAAAGUCACAACAAACCAAUUACCAUAGAAGAAACAAAUAGUUAAAAGUACCCCUUACCAAAAGAAGCAUCAAGCCCAGACUGUUACAAGGGGAUUUCUACCAAACCUUUUAAGAUUAAAUAAUCCCGUUCUUGCUUAAACAAUUCCAGAGACUAGAAAAAAAAUCUUGAACCUCAAAGUGCCAAAAAAAAAAAAAAAAACAAAGAAAAA
This is a messenger RNA of Pongo pygmaeus (Bornean orangutan), 5320 nucleotides long. RefSeq names its product protein geranylgeranyltransferase type I subunit beta (gene PGGT1B). Gene Ontology annotation, biological process: protein geranylgeranylation. The record is from RefSeq and is a predicted model, not a curated record. The transcript has 9 exons. Bases 42 to 1175 code for a protein of 377 amino acids. NCBI's taxonomy places the organism in Eukaryota, Metazoa, Chordata, Mammalia, Primates, Hominidae. Gene Ontology annotation, molecular function: CAAX-protein geranylgeranyltransferase activity. Gene Ontology annotation, cellular component: CAAX-protein geranylgeranyltransferase complex.